AUGUCUCCUCAACAAUAUAAUAAUAAUAAGGACAAAAUACGUCCUCAUCAAAUUCCAGCAAAAAUAGACAUUUCACCUAUGGUACUAGAAAUUGUACCAAGUAGUGUAAUAACACUAAGAGUUAGGUCAUUAAGACCUUUUUUAAUAUACACUUUUAGAGGGAAUUAUUGGGCAUUAAAACCCCAUUUACCUCUCUUUGCCCACCCUCCCAAUAAACUUGUCCAAGGGUCGAGCUCACCCAAGGGCCAAACUCAUCGACAAUAUCCCACUCAAUGGUCGAGUAGAGUGGUCGAGGAAGUGAAUAAGAGGAAGACUUACGGACUUGCGGACUAUUCACGGUCGGCGCCCCUCUCGUCCUUAGCAGGGUCCAUCAUUAGCAGCUGA
Messenger RNA from Paraglomus occultum, 384 nucleotides. NCBI's taxonomy places the organism in Eukaryota, Fungi, Glomeromycota, Glomeromycetes, Paraglomerales, Paraglomeraceae. The record is from the annotation of a GenBank genome assembly.